UUUGAUUAGCUUUUUCAUUAGUCAACUGAUAAACUCAUCACGACUAUAAAUUGGUUGCAAUCAAAAAGUCCAGUUAUCUUGUACUUUUGUGAAAACUAAGAUGAAGCUGUUAUUGUUGCUCGCUCUUGUUGCUUUGGGCUACGCAGACAAAAUCCUCUACUCCAAGGAGGACGAGUAUCAAUGGGAGCUCUUUAAGAUUGGAUAUGAAAGAGUAUACGCUGAUAAGGUGGAAGAGGAAGGUAGGAAGGCAAUCUUCAUUUGCAACCUUCACGAUAUCCGUGAACACAACCAAGCCUACGAUCGAGGAGAAACUACCUUCACAGAAGGAAUCAACAAUUUCGCUGACUGGACCGGCGAGGAGAUGAAAGAGAUGAAGUGAUACUGCCCGAG
Molecule: messenger RNA, 390 nt
Organism: Macrosteles quadrilineatus (aster leafhopper)
Lineage: Eukaryota; Metazoa; Arthropoda; Insecta; Hemiptera; Cicadellidae
Product: crustapain-like
Exons: 4
Coding region: 101-379 (92 amino acids)
Source: RefSeq, a predicted model, not a curated record